AUGGGAGUGUGUUAAACAAAAAAGUAAAACUCAAAAUUAGAAUCAUCAAGCAGAGUUAAUACAGAAAGUAAAACAAAAAUGGACAUGUCAGGUAAUCAAGAAAAUGAAUUUAAAAAAUCUCUAUUUCAUCAUUAAGAGAAGCGACUCAAUACCGAGACUAUUUGUUCACCUAAUAUAGACUGUCCAAUUCCAGCAACUUAAAGAGCUCAUGCUUAUACUAUGCCUAAAAUAUUGAAUGUUGCUUAAGGUCUUAGUCCACUAUUAGAAUUGAUAAGUGCUUCUAAAAAGUAUACCCUUAUUGGAUAACAUAAAUCAAAUUAUGUAUAAAUAAAUCUUAUAUAUUAAGCUACUUUAAAUUUUACAAAACAACAAAACUGGAAUGCUUGUUUAAAUGGAAAAUAUUCCAAAAAAUACAGAUGGCAAUGAAAAAUAUAUUAAUUGGCUUUAAAAGAUAUCAAUAGUAUUUAAUAAAUAUAUCAUUAGGAUCAUCCAAAUAUAUUAAGAAUUAUAGAGAUCUACCAAGAUAAAACUAAUUAUUAAGUUAUUUCUGAAUACUUUAAUGGUGCAAGUCUUUCAGAUUUAAUAAUUGGAGAAACAAAAGUCUCAAAACCAUAGGUAGCUUAAAUCUACGAAUAAAUAAUGUCUGCUAUUUCAUAUCUUCAUCAAAAAAAUAUUGUACAUGGCAAUUUAACUCUUAAAUCAUUUGAAUAUGUGUAUUAAAAUGAUAGAAUUGUUGUUAAAUUAACUAAUUUAAGAUCAAUCUAUUAUAAGGAUUUAACAAAUUUUGAAGUUAUUAAAUUAUUACCUCCAGAAUGUCUUUAUCAUUAAAAUGUAUUUACUAAAGAAAGAGAUAUAUGGACAGUAGGUUUGAUUGGAUUGAUAUUGAGAAAAGGUAAAUUACCUUAUGAAUUACCAUAAAAUGUCUCAUAAUAAAUUUUGAUAUAAAUUAUCAAAGAUCAUAAAUUUAAUUUCUAACAUAAAAAGGAUUAAAAAUUUAAACAUUUUCUAGAGACAGUAUUAUCAAAAAUUCCUUAAUAAAGACUUGAUUUUGAAACUUUACUUAAACAUGAAUUCAUAAAAUUUUAUUCAAAUAAAAAAAAUAAUACAUAAGAAUUAUUACUUAAUAAUUUUUUAACAAAUAAACCAUGUUGUCUAAUCUAAUAAUUAAUAUUAGGUUAUUUUGGAUAAGAAUUUAAUUUAGAAGAGUAUAUUGCAGCUUAAAAGCUAUUUUUAGAAGCUAAUCUCAAUAAUGAUGGUUUUGUAAGUAAAGAAGAAUUAAUUAAACUAUUUUAAAAUUAUAAAUUUAAUAAAGAGAAUACUAUUAAAAUAAUAGAUGAUAUAUUCUCAUAAUUAGAAAUAAGUGAUGGAAAAGGAAUGGAUUAAAAUUAAUUCAUUUCUUUAACUUUGUCUAGGUCAAUAUUAUUGACUUAAGAAAACAUUGAAACAUGCUUUGCUAUAUUUUCAUUCAAUAAAUAAGAAAUAAUAUUAAAAGGAUUGAAAAGACAUUUGCAAUGUGAAACUGUUGAUAUUAAAUCAGAAUUUGCAUCUAUCACUGAUGAUCUAAACACAGUAAUAAUUAUAUAUAUUUCUUAGCUCAAUCAAUAAUAAUUUGAAUCCUUAAUGAAAUUACUGCUUUGA
Paramecium pentaurelia is the source of this 1638-nucleotide messenger RNA. The record is from the annotation of a GenBank genome assembly. Lineage: Eukaryota; Ciliophora; Oligohymenophorea; Peniculida; Parameciidae.